Molecule: messenger RNA, 7248 nt
Organism: Symphalangus syndactylus (siamang)
Lineage: Eukaryota; Metazoa; Chordata; Mammalia; Primates; Hylobatidae
Gene: FBXW11
Product: F-box and WD repeat domain containing 11
Molecular function (GO): protein dimerization activity
Source: RefSeq, a predicted model, not a curated record
UCAUGGUGCAGCCACAGAGAUGGUAGCCCCUCUCCAUGCUCCCAGGGAUGUGAUUUUAAUAAAAGGACAGAAACCUUGAUUUAUCUCCACUACAGUUCCAAUGCCAGGGGAUGCAAACUCAAAUAUCUAUACAGGUUAGGGAUGCAACUUAAAUGAGUGAAGCAUGCAGAUACAAGACAAAAAGGAGUGAUGGCAACUGUGAAAAACCAUAGAAUAUAUGCUUAAAUAAAGGUAGUUGCUAUUUAACCCCUGCAUAUUGUUGCCAUGUAGAUCUAAUUGUCAGAUAUUCUAAUUUUUCAAGAAAAGCUGGAAAUUCAGAUUUUUAAAACCUGAAACUAUCAAGUUUUUAAAACAGUAAAAAAGACAGUAUAGGACAAACAUACGUAUGUGGGGGGGGUCACAUCCAGCUUGUGACUCCUACCCCAUGCCUGUUUUUAUACCCCUGUACAAUCCCUUCCUACACUGACUAUGGGUUUGGCCAUACUACUAGUUUCGGCCAACGGGACAUUACCAAGUGUGGUGCAACCAGAAGUUUGAUAAGCAUUUGUUCACUGGGGCUUGUCCUUUCUCAAGUCACUAUGCAGACGUUUGAAUGAUAAAAAGCCACAGGGAGGAGAGGCCCUAGAAGAUGAAAAGUCAUUUUGAAUGAGUUCCCAGCUGAUUGCAGCUUAUACCAUGUGGGUCCCGGCUGAGCCCGGGUCAGCCCACACAAUUGUAAAAUCAUAAUAAACCAUUGUUAUUCUAAGCUACUAAGUCUUGGGCGGUUUGUUGUGUUGCAAUAGGUAACUGAAAUAGAGGUCAUAUCUAAUCCCUUUGUUUUACUAAUGAAUGUCCUAAGGGCCAUAGUGGAAGGGACCUGGUGAAAUUCAGAUAGCAUGACAGUGGCAAGAACUUUCCAAUUCUGUGCUCUUCCUAUUGCUUUUCUUUCAAUUCCUUUGGUGAAAAGCACCAGGUAAGGACUAUGAAACUUCAAAGUCUACCUGCAGGGAACUUAUACUGUGUCCUGAAUGCAUGCAAAUUACUGUAACUUGGUCCUUGGUAAUGGAAAGAUUUCUAGGUCAUCCAGCCUCUUUGACUUUAUAGGUGCAGAGAAUGCAAAAACACUUUGAGAAAGUGAAAAGCAGCCUCUGAUACCUGGAAGCUGGCCUGAUACAAUCAGCCAUGCCAUGAUGUUACUAGACCAUAGCCUGGCCCUUAUAGCUAGGCUUUGUGGUUUUCCUGUAGAAUAAAAACAAUUCCAAAGAACAUCAACAUCAGACGAGGUCAUUCUGUGACCAUGAUAGAUCCAGACAAAUACAAGACCACUGUAUAAUGAGGUCUAAACACAGAUAAAAAGAUAAAACCUGAUGAUUGUCCAAACCACAAAAAAUGAUUCAACAUACCCACUUGGCUAAUAUGAGGGAGUUGCUGCUGCAUUUUUUUUUUUUUUUUCGUUUUUGAGACAAGGUCUGGCUCUAUCACUCAGGGUACAGUGGAGUGGUGCGAUCUCCAUUCACUGCAACCUCCACUUCCUGGGCUCAAGCGAUCCUCCCACCUCUGCCUCCCAAGUAACUGAGAUGACAGGCGUGCACCACCAGGCCCGGUUCAUUUUUGUAUUUUUUGUAGAGGCGAGUUUCGCCAUGUUGCCCAGGCUGGUCUGGAACUUCCGGGCUCAAGCAAUUCGCCUGCCUCGGCUUACCAAAGUGUUGGGAUUACAGGCGUGAGCCAUCGCGCCCGGCCAGGAUGCUGUUUCUUUAUCUGCACAGCUUUAGCCUCAAUCUAGAAUUCCUUUCCUCUAGAUAAGAUGAACUGAGAUGCUCAAUCAUGGAACGACCCUCUCUUCCUGACAGUAUCUAAUCCAGUGAAGCUCUCACUUCCUUAAACCCUCUCCCAAAUCACUAACAACUCUUACCGAGAGGCCCCAUCCUUCCUCAAUGUGUGUUCUCAGUCACUGCAACUAGUAAUAAACCCAGCUUGUUCAACGAUCCGUGUCUUCCUGGUGGGAUUUGGUUAGAGGGCACGGACAGACCUAAGUGACACAGAGUUGGAGGCUGAGUUCACUAGAAGGAGUCUCCGCUUGUGUGUUCCCUCUUAGCGACUCUUUUGGUUAAUGUCUGUCGUCCCUCUACCAGAAUUAAGCUCCAGGAGAACAGGGGCCUUGUCUGUCAUGUUCAGAGCUGAUCCUCAGUGCCUAGAAGGGUACGCAGCAGAAGCUGGAUGCUUAAAAAAUAACCAUUUUCUGAACGAAUGAGGGGCUCGAUAUACGCACGUUCCCUUUAAUCUCGCAGCUCCUCGCAGAUCGUGUGACAUACAGACAGCACCACAGUACACUUCCCAAAACCCCCUCUUUCCCGAAGAAAUCUCGAAACUCUCACUCCUGGGAUGCCCAUCCUCUCAGAGCCUCUUCCCUGGGCCGAGCUUCUCUCACUUGCUGGCCCCUUCCCACACCUGAGCCCCAGGCCUAUACACCUUCCUAACGCCCCUAGAACCCACCUGUCUCCACCAUCUGCCCCUACUAUCAGACACUGCCGGACGGGCCGCGCAGCUACCUAGGCGUCUAGGGGGCACUGCGGCAUGGACCGCGCAUGUGCGGAAAUAGGUCGCAUACGCAGGACCUCCGACAAGUGAGGAGUUGCCUCGGAGUUUCCGUCCCGGUCCGGGCAGCCUUGGGCUGCCAGGAAGUCAGGAGAAGCUAGCCGGAAGGAGAACCCGGGCGCACGGCUUUCUGGGACACGUAGUCGUGGCGCUCUCAAGGCCCUACCAUGAGCAAGCUCUUAACUCUUCAGGUCUGCACGUCCUACGUCCACAGUCCAGUGCUACUCUCAGCUCAAGAGUUCAGUUUCGGGCUGCCAAGAGCCAGCAACCUGGUGUCAGAGGCUCGGUCCCACAACGCUCUGCGGGCCGCGGCGCCUGCUGGGAGGUGUAGUCCCCGAUCUGCGUACUGCGUUAGCCGAGGGGGAGGGCGGAGCUGCCGGCGGCCCGGGCGGGCUGGCAGCUAGAGUGGGUGCGAUAGCCGCCUCCGCCUCUGCCGCCUCCGCCGUCGCCUCCUCCGCCCGGGCCGUUCGCUGCUGCGCGGGGAGAGCGAGGCGGGGCCGCCGGGGCCGCCAUGGAGCCCGACUCGGUGAUUGAGGACAAGACCAUCGAGCUCAUGAACACUUCAGUUAUGGAAGAUCAAAAUGAAGAUGAGUCCCCAAAGAAAAAUACUCUUUGGCAGAUAAGUAAUGGAACAUCAUCUGUGAUCGUCUCCAGAAAGAGGCCAUCAGAAGGAAACUAUCAAAAAGAAAAAGACUUGUGUAUUAAAUAUUUUGACCAGUGGUCUGAAUCAGAUCAAGUGGAAUUUGUGGAACAUCUUAUUUCACGAAUGUGUCAUUAUCAGCAUGGACAUAUUAACUCUUACCUGAAGCCCAUGUUGCAGCGGGACUUUAUUACCGCUUUACCAGAGCAAGGCUUAGAUCACAUAGCAGAAAACAUUCUUUCGUACCUGGAUGCCAGGUCUCUGUGUGCAGCAGAGCUGGUAUGUAAAGAAUGGCAGCGAGUGAUCUCAGAAGGAAUGCUUUGGAAGAAGCUGAUUGAACGAAUGGUACGCACUGAUCCCCUAUGGAAAGGACUUUCAGAAAGAAGAGGGUGGGAUCAGUACCUGUUUAAAAACAGACCCACAGAUGGCCCUCCAAAUUCAUUUUAUAGGUCAUUAUACCCAAAGAUUAUCCAGGAUAUAGAGACUAUAGAAUCUAACUGGCGGUGUGGACGACACAACUUGCAGAGGAUUCAGUGCCGCUCUGAAAAUAGUAAAGGUGUCUACUGUUUACAGUACGAUGAUGAAAAAAUUAUCAGUGGCCUACGAGAUAAUUCUAUUAAGAUUUGGGAUAAAACCAGCCUGGAAUGUUUGAAAGUGUUAACAGGACACACAGGCUCUGUCCUCUGUCUGCAGUAUGAUGAGCGUGUCAUUGUAACCGGCUCUUCAGAUUCUACGGUGAGAGUGUGGGAUGUGAACACGGGUGAAGUUCUUAACACAUUGAUCCACCACAACGAGGCCGUACUGCACUUACGCUUCAGCAAUGGACUGAUGGUGACCUGUUCCAAGGACCGCUCCAUUGCUGUGUGGGACAUGGCUUCUGCGACCGAUAUCACUUUACGCCGUGUCCUGGUUGGCCACCGGGCUGCUGUCAAUGUAGUAGACUUUGACGACAAGUACAUCGUGUCCGCCUCUGGUGACAGGACCAUCAAAGUCUGGAGCACGAGCACCUGUGAAUUUGUUCGUACUCUCAAUGGGCACAAGCGAGGCAUUGCCUGUCUCCAGUACAGGGAUCGGCUGGUUGUUAGUGGAUCAUCAGAUAAUACCAUUAGGCUCUGGGAUAUUGAAUGUGGUGCCUGUUUAAGAGUCCUAGAGGGACAUGAAGAAUUGGUCCGAUGCAUCCGGUUUGAUAACAAGAGGAUUGUCAGUGGGGCCUAUGAUGGGAAAAUUAAAGUUUGGGACUUGCAAGCUGCUCUUGACCCUCGAGCCCCAGCAAGCACAUUGUGUUUGCGCACAUUGGUGGAACAUUCUGGACGUGUGUUUCGGCUCCAGUUUGAUGAGUUUCAGAUCAUCAGCAGCUCCCACGAUGACACUAUUUUGAUUUGGGAUUUCUUAAAUGUGCCUCCCAGUGCCCAGAAUGAGACCCGUUCUCCCUCCAGAACAUACACUUACAUCUCCAGAUAACAGUCUGCACUUUCACCCGUUUCAGGGUUUUCUAGUCUUGAACUACUGGCUACAUGGCUACCAAAUGCCUAAGGGAGUUCGUUCACAGCUGAGUUAUGAAGCUGGAAUUGGUUCUAGACGCUGGGUAGAUGCAAAGCAGCCUAACUCUUCAAGUACCAACAUUUCUCACCUUUGAUUCCAGCUCUCCUUUGAGAAGGAGACCUUAGCUUCCCCGGCUUCAAGUAGAACAGAAGCCUGUUUCCUUCCCCCAUCAGUGAAAAAAUCUAAUGUUUCAAAUGUAAAUUGUUCAUAGAAAAGGAACAUAGAAUCUGUUUUACGGAAGUAAAUCGACCGUCAAGAGAAGACUUGGCCUCUAAUUUAUAUUGCUUUGCACUUUGGUUUGGUAUUAAGAAACAGCAUUCUUCUUCAGUGAAAUUUUGGGUGCCAAACACCUACCCAGAAUGUCCAGGGCUUUCAUUUUCAAAAGUUAGCAUUCUCCUUUUGACUGUCCAAGUCAUUUUGAAUUCUGACUUGUUAUAUUAGGAACAUGUUGGACAAUGGAAAAAUUUCUCUGGAUUGUUUUAGUAAUAUUUUUGGGAUUAUACUUCCUUUCUGUACCAAUUUCUUUUAAUUUAAAGAACUAUAAGUCAGUUAUAUUAUCUACCAACAGGUAAUAUAGCUCUUUCUUUUAUUAACUGUUCUCUGUCCCCCAACCAUCUCCUGAUAUUUGGUAGAGUAACACCUUUAUACGUGUGCUUGCCUCCUAAUUUAAAAUACUGUAUUCGCAUGUAGAUAUAAUGUACAUAACAGUUUAACCUCAAAGUUGCUGGAGUCAGGGCCCCCUGUGCUUGAGACACUAAUACAGAGUGUGUUCGCACUUAGCCAUGGGCUGGCCUCAAGAACCUGAUACCAGGGUUGAUGUGGAUUACCUAGAACCCUUCCUACAGUAUUCAUACGGUGUUUUUAUUUUGUUGUUGUCAUUGUGUGUGUGUGGUUUGUGUGUGUUUUUAAUGAGAAUCUUGUUUUAAAAUGUAAUUUCUAAAGUUUAACACAAAAAUGUUUUAUUUGUUGUGGAGUAUAUAUUAUACAAUAGAGAGGUACCUUAAACAUUUUUUGUUCUUAUUCUUUUUCUCAUAAGUACUCCUGAGUACAAGUGGUCACCUCCCAUAGUAUUCAUUUGGCUUCACUGUCAAAAAUCAUUAUUCUGUGCAGUCGUGGCCCUGGGAAGGGGAAAUAAGAACGCCCUGUUGACGGGCUGUCUUGGCUCUGGAAUUCAUGCAUCCUGGCCUUGCCAAGGUUCUGGCAGGGCCUGCUGGUGUGUUGGAGCCUGCAGGGCAGGUCAGGCUGGUUCAGAGGCCCAUGCUGAGGGGUGGGUGCUCUUAAGCGGAGUAAAGCCUCAAGCCCAUGGAUGCCACCCCAGUCAUCUCUGGUGUCAGCUGCUGUUGUGGCCCCAGCAGGUUCUCAAAGCUCCCAAGUACUCCCGAUGACACAGCCCAAAUGUGUAAGUGGCACUGUUGCCCUGACAGUGCAUGGAAAGGACGUUGGCAUCCAAUUGGCACUCCUUCUCCCUUAUUCAAUGUUAGGUUUGAUUUGCCCUUUGCCAUUGUUUCCAAAGAUCAAGGAAUGUCAAUAACAUUUUAAAGGACCAAUAAACAGCCUCCUAUAAAGUAAACCUCUUCCCGUGGAAGCACACUCUACUACUAAAGGGAAGGCCCCUGGGCUCUGAUUUGUCCUUUGCAUUGAGAACGGUGUGGGGAUCAAUGUGUGUGUAUGUGAUUUGUUUAUCGAGUUGGCUUUGCUUUUUUAGUUUUUCUUUUAAAAAUCCUUCCUUCCCAUGUUACUAAAUUAAUUUAUGUUUUUGAGAGGUUGAGUCUCAAAGUGUAAACAAUAAGCCUCCAUUCAUAAGGUGGGUGUUGUAAGCUUGAUGGUGGUUGUGAAAGUGAUUGAGCUUUGACCACUUUUCGUCUUAUAGCUUCAAUAUCAAACUGGUCAGGAAAGUCCGGGGGAAGGGAGGGGGCAGGGGAGGAGGCAAUUCUGAAUGAAUGAAUGGAUUUUUUGUUGUUUUUGCAUGUUUAAUAUAGAAGUUCCCCUUGUUCCUUGGGAGAUCAUGGCCUUUGAAUAUGCACACAACCUUUGAAUUGUGCCUACUAAAUUAUAGCAGGGGACUUUGGCACCCAAGGAGUUCUGACUUUCUGGGAUUAUAAUAGUAAUUCCCAGCCAUACUCUGGACUUUAUUUUGCUAACCAUAAUUGAGCAAAUGUAAAUUACUGCUAUAUUAAUGUUUUAAAGCACUGGGAUAGUCUAAUUCUAACUUGUAAUUAAUUAUGUUUGCCAAUUAUCUGUUUGAAAUAAAUUUGUGUCUGAACAGCUAUUGAAACUGUUAAAUUGUACAGAUAUUAUUCAUGACAGCUUUGUACUGUGGAAUGUGCUUAAUAAAAAACAAAAAAGUUUGACUUUUGUCCAAUAAAUUGCUAAGUAAUGUCAAUAAAUCAAGUAUGGGUGUUAUGCAGUGCACCUAAUCUGGCUUCAUGCAAUUGUUACUUCAGCUACUGAUUCAAAGCCAAUACUCUUAAUAAAGUGUUGCAAUACCCUGA